This is a messenger RNA of Telopea speciosissima, 2012 nucleotides long. Its product is annotated as ABC transporter G family member 21. The record is from RefSeq and is a predicted model, not a curated record. Gene Ontology annotation, molecular function: ABC-type transporter activity; ATP hydrolysis activity; ATP binding. Lineage: Eukaryota; Viridiplantae; Streptophyta; Magnoliopsida; Proteales; Proteaceae. The transcript has 5 exons. Bases 1 to 1971 code for a protein of 656 amino acids. Gene Ontology annotation, cellular component: membrane.
AUGCCCUCUGAACAAGAGAACAUUUCAGUACAUGCUGAACCAUCCACUAGAAGCUCAUGUUUGGAAGAUGGGUUAUCAGAACAACUCCAAGCAACCAUUUUUCGAUGCUCCAAAUUACGUGGAUCAUUAAGGCCUGUGACUCUCAAGUUUGAAGAUGUGGCCUACAGUAUUAAGCUACCAAAAACCGGAGGAAUUUGCUUUGGAUCAACCGAUUCCAAACCGGACAGAGUCGUACUCAACGGCGUGAGCGGAAUUGUCCGGCCCGGCGAGCUCUUAGCGAUGCUUGGACCGUCUGGUAGUGGCAAGACAACUCUCCUAACCGCCCUCGCCGGAAGGCUUCCGGGGAAGGUUUCCGGCACCAUAACCUACAACGGGCAACCCUUUUCCGGGUCAAUUAAGCGGAAAACUGGAUUCUUGACCCAAGAUGACGUGUUAUACCCUCACCUCACAGUGCUGGAAACUUUAACUUACACAGCUUUGUUGAGGUUACCCAAAAAUCUAACUAGGGCAGAGAAAGUGGAGCAAGCCGAGUUGGUUAUUUUGGAACUUGGUUUAACCAGAUGUCGUAACAGUGUCGUGGGAGGGGUUCUUUUGCGUGGGAUAUCGGGUGGGGAGCGAAAACGGGUCAGUAUUGGACAAGAAAUGCUAGUGAACCCGAGUCUUUUGCUGCUGGACGAGCCAACUUCCGGGCUCGAUUCGACCACGGCUCAACGCAUUGUCGCGACAUUGCAAGGGCUGGCUAGAGGUGGGAGGACGGUGGUGACAACGAUACAUCAACCGUCGAGUCGGUUGUAUUGGAUGUUCGAUAAGUUGGUUGUGUUGACGGAUGGGUACCCGAUAUAUAGUGGUGCCGCGAGUCGGGCAAUGGAGUAUUUCGGGUCUGUCGGUUAUGUGCCACGAGUUGACCUCGUUAACCCGGCUGAUUUUCUGCUAGAUCUUGCCAACGGUGUGGGUCCUGAUACGAAAGAAGGUGAUAGAUAUGAUAAUCAUGGGCGAUCAGAAAGUGAUGAUAAAAAUUCUAUGAAACAGUUCUUGAUAUCAUCGUACAAAAAGAAUCUAAAUGACGUCUUGAAAGCCGAGAUCCGUGGAAAUUGUGGGGACCAAAAUGCUUCUCUGCCACCCACAUCAUCCAUCAAGAGUUCUCAUGAGCAACAAUGGACCACAACCUGGUGUGAGCAAUUCAAGGUGUUAUUGGUGAGAGGCUUAAAGGAGAGAAGGCAUGAAUCUUAUUCAGGUCUCCGGGUUUUCCAAUCCUUGUCUGUUUCAAUUCUUUCUGGUCUCCUAUGGUGGCAUUCUAAUCCUUUACACAUACAAGAUCAGAUGGGUCUCCUCUUCUUCUUCUCCACAUUUUGGGGAUUCUUUCCAAUGUUCAAUGCCAUAUUUGCUUUCCCUCAAGAGAGAGCCAUGUUAAUGAAAGAGCGUUCAUCGGGGAUGUACCGACUUUCGUCCUACUACUUUGCCCGAAUGGCCGGAGAUUUACCAAUGGAGCUUGUUCUACCAACCAUCUUUGUAGCCAUCACAUAUUGGAUGGGUGGUCUUAAGCCUCUUCCCAUCAAUUUUGUGCUAACACUCUUAAUCAUCCUCUACAAUGUCUUAGUCUCUCAAGGAUUAGGCCUCGCGCUCGGUGCCAUUCUAAUGGAAGUGAAACAAGCAACCACAUUAGCUUCAGUGUUAAUGCUAGUGUUUCUAUUAGCAGGUGGAUACUACAUUCAACACAUUCCUCCAUUCAUAGCUUGGAUUAAGUACAUUUCCUUCAGUUACUAUUGCUAUAAGCUUCUCAUCGGCGUCCAAUAUACCGAAGACAACUACUAUGAUUGCGAAUUCGGGCAGCACCAUUGCAAGACCUUGGAAUUUCCUGGUAUAAAGCAUCUGGGUCUCAAUAAUAUGGGAUUUAAUGUAGCUGCAUUAGGAGUUAUGUUGGUUGGAUAUAGGUUCAUGGCUUAUGUAGCCUUAAGGGUUAGGCAACAUUGAUAGAUCAUAUAACAAAAACAUGAGAUUUAAUUAAGGAUUGA